Oppiella nova is the source of this 854-nucleotide messenger RNA. The record is from the annotation of a GenBank genome assembly. Lineage: Eukaryota; Metazoa; Arthropoda; Arachnida; Sarcoptiformes; Oppiidae.
AUAAAUCUCAGAAUAAAUACUGGUGUUUUAUUGAAUAAUAAACUGAUUUAAAAAUUUUCUAUAAAUACUGUGCCAUUAACUAUUUUUACAAGUUUAUUAAUAUAUAUUUUGUAGAAUUAUUUUGUAAAAUGUCUCAUUUAAAUGCGAUUACUAUUUUGUCAUUAAUUGUGAUCUUGGCAGUUUGUGUACGUAGUCACGAGGAACAUGGUAUAAACGAUUUAAUAGACAAGCCAAAUAAAGCAAAAAUGUGUGACCCUGGUGUAAUGAGCGAUGCUUUGGCUGUCAAAUUGGAUAAAUGCGAUGAAUCGUACUCUACGGCGGUUGAGAAAGAAAUCGAAAAAUUUGAAAACUUAUACCACGAUUGCGAUAAAAAAGAGAAAGAGUUUUUCGCAAAGUUUAAGAAAUUAAAAAAGGAGGACAAUCAACACCAUUUACACCAUGCAUGCGAUGAGUUGAGUGAUAAAUGCUACGAUUCCUACUUUGCCAAGCUAAACGAGGUUGGCAUCAAACAUAAAAAGUCCUUGAAUGAUUGCUACUCAAAAUUAGCAAAAUGCGAUGAUGAGCACGAUAAGGUCUACGAAAAAGUCAAGGAGAAAUUUGAAUAUAUGACACUCAAAUGCAACACCAAGGACAAUGCAUUUUUUGCCAAGUUCAAAAACUUAACAAACAAUGAAGAUAAUAACAAUCAUUUAUAUUACGCGUGUAAGGAACUGGAUUUAUCAUGCUACGACAAAUACUGGGAAAAGGUGCAUGAUGAGGCUAUAAAGCUGGUAAAGUCGUCGUUGAAUGAUUGCUAUUCGAAAAUAAUGACCAACGCAUUACUCCCCAGUGGUUAUAAACAACACAAGAGAUAG